AGAUAAGAGGGAGAGGAGAGAAAAAAAAUGGUUGAUUUUUUCGUGUUACCAGAGGAUUGCAUUGCGAAAUUAUUAUCGUGUACGAGUCCUCGAGAUGUGAGCAGACUAACCCUGGUUGCCUCCAACGUUAGGUCAACAGUCGAUUCCGACGUGGUUUGGGAGAUGUUUUUGCCAAAAAACUAUCACAAACUCGUUUGGCAGUCUCAACUGGUUUUCUCGUCCAAGAAAGAGCUCUAUUUUCAACUCUGCAAUCGCCCUCUGUUAAUCGAUGGAGGCACCAAGAGCUUUUGGUUGGAGAAAUGGAGCGGAAAAAAAUGUUACAUGUUAGCUACAAGAGACCUCGACAUUGUAUGGGGUGAUACGCCAUUGUAUUGGAGCUGGGAUCGUUUACCAGAGUCCAGGUUUAGAGAGGUGGCCGAGCUUGUGAGCGUGUGUUGGCUCGAAAUCCAUGGCAAGAUAGAUACUUGCAUGCUGUCUCCGAACACAACCUAUGCGGCUUACCUAGUGUUCAAGUCGACAGCAACAACGUACGGAUUUGAAUACCAGCCUGUAGAGGGCUGGGUAGCAAUUGGUGAGUGUAGAAGUGAAGCAAGAACGGUCUAUUUGGAUACUGCAGGAGAGCAGAGGCAGCGGUUCCAGAUCGUACCAAGGAUAUUUCGUCACACCUUUGCUAGUAUGGUGGGACGACAACCUUCCCCGCCUGGUGAAAGCCAAAGCAGUAGUCAAUAUCCUAAGGAAAGAGAGGAUGGGUGGUUCGAGAUUGAAUUCGGUGAGCUUUUUUACGAGAGUGGAGAUGAUGGGGAACUAGAAGUGUGCUUACAGGAGGUGAAGAGUGGCAUGUGGAAGAGUGGCCUAAUUCUUGAAGGAAUCGAGAUUAGGCCGAAACGGAAUAAUUAAAAAGAGUAUCAAGACAUAUUUGCAUAAUAUAUCCAUCUGCAUUUCGAUCUCUAUCACGUUAAUGGAGCUGCUAAGCUGCUGCGCAACAGUUUUCAUCUUGCAUAUGGGAUGUUUGCAGCUUUUGCUCAGUAGAAAAAGUUUGAGUCAUGUUUGAGCUUUAUUAGUGAUGUAGUGAAUGUUGUUUCUUUUAAAUUGCUGUUAUGUUAGUCAUGAUGACUGCUGUUUCUAUAAAAUGAAUGUUUGCUGAUGGUA
Cornus florida is the source of this 1149-nucleotide messenger RNA. Its product is annotated as F-box protein PP2-B10-like. The transcript is spliced from 3 exons. Gene Ontology annotation, molecular function: protein binding. The record is from RefSeq and is a predicted model, not a curated record. NCBI's taxonomy places the organism in Eukaryota, Viridiplantae, Streptophyta, Magnoliopsida, Cornales, Cornaceae. The coding region runs from base 28 to 897 and encodes 289 amino acids.